Messenger RNA from Callorhinchus milii (elephant shark), 2201 nucleotides. Its product is annotated as cytochrome c oxidase assembly factor 1 homolog. Lineage: Eukaryota; Metazoa; Chordata; Chondrichthyes; Chimaeriformes; Callorhinchidae. Gene Ontology annotation, biological process: mitochondrial respiratory chain complex IV assembly; mitochondrial respiratory chain complex I assembly. The transcript is spliced from 6 exons. The record is from RefSeq and is a predicted model, not a curated record. Gene Ontology annotation, cellular component: mitochondrial inner membrane. Bases 293 to 703 code for a protein of 136 amino acids.
GCCGAGGCACCGGGAGAGAGGGGCCGAGGCACCGGGAGAGAGGGGCCGAGGCAGGUGGAGGCUUCACUGAGACGACUUGACCUUUCAUCCUUUACUGAAAUGAUCAGAAUGACGCUCCGCCCUCUUCACAUGUCAGAGCAGCAGCUCUGAUGGUCAUAACACAGUACAGAGUCUGGUGGGGAAGAGAGAAGCCUUGAUAAGAAACGGCUGGGCUAGAUUUUCGUUUACUGUCUGAAGAUAGUUAGUACUUUGAACCAAAAGUCUGAGGUUUUGCCUUUGUGAAGUUUGAACAAUGCCAGUUUCUACGAGUGCCUUACAGCAGAUGGCUGUUUACUUGGGAAUAGUGUCCGGAGGAGGGUGUGCAGUAAUGUAUUACCUUAUACAAAAAGGCUUUUCAAAAUCAGAAUACUACAAGUUGGGACUCGAACAACUUAACAAACAUAACAAAGCGUUAGAGAUUCUGGGAGCUCCACCGCUGCAGGUCCGAAAUAUCAGACUCUUUGACAAGAGUAAUUGUGUGGAUGGAAACAGUGCAAAGAUUAAAAUCCCAGUAGGUGGAACAAAAUCGGCUGGAUAUCUCCACACUUUUUCUGUCAGAGACACAGCACAGAAAAGGUGGUCGUUACAAGAAGCUGUACUGCAACUGAACAGUGGGCAGCAUGUUUUGAUUUACCCGUCAACCAAAGAUGAUGAUCACCAAUGAAGCAGGUGUGUGCCGACCCUUUGAGAAUACCAGAGACAAUAUCAGAAUUAAACCCAAUGGGCCUGAGAUCAAAAGCAGUAUUCCUCCCAUGCAACUAAAACACCAAUGUGCUUUGAAAAUGCCUGAACGAGCCUGUAAUUGUUCAGCAAUACAAGGCUGAAUUAUGACAAUAAUGAAAUGAGAAGAAAUGUUUUGAAAGACCAUGAGAAUGUUGAUAAUGUGUAAAUGAAGAAAGUACACAGCUUUGGAAUAUUUGCCUAUAGUGAAUAAACUGCCUUUAGAUAUGACCCAACAACUUUCUGUGAUUGUAGUUAUCCCUACAAGCAUCAGUCCCUUAAAAGCUUUCCCUUCACAGGUAGAUAAGGCUAUAAAAAGGCUGAAGGGGUCUUGGGCUUUAUAUCCAGAAUGAUAGAAUAUAAAAGUGAGGAGAUGAUGCUAUCUAUAUAAAACCUUGGUAAGACCACAUAGUAGUUUACCUGACAGACUCUGGAAUUUGAACCUAGCAGAUCGGGCCUAACAUCAAAAAUGUUUUUAAACAAUUCCACACUGGAAACCUCCCACCGGACCAACUCUCCCAAGCGUGUGCCAAUGCCACCGUCCUCGCUGGCCUUCCCAGUUGCCAGGGAUAUCUACUUUGACUCAAAUUGUUUUGAGCAGAAAGUAGCUUAUUCACUUAAAUAACUAUUUUUGAAAAAUGGCAGUACUGCAUUAUAAUUACACUUCACCAGAAAUUCUGUCUCCCCGGACCAGAUCUCCCGGCAUUAGUCCGACAAGCUGGGGUUUGGAAAUACAGUGUCUCCAAUUCUGGUCUCCAUACAAUCAAAGGGAUAUAGCAAUGAUGGAAAGAGUACAACAUAGGUUUACUUAGAUGAUACCAGGGCUGGCAGGUUACUGCUAUCAGGAUAGACUGAAUAGGUUAGGCUUUUUUUUGCUAGAGAAGAGACCUUUAAGGAAAGAACGUAAUAGAAGCAUUUAAAUUAUAAAAGAGGUUGAUAAGAUUAAUAGAAAUAGGCUGUUUCCAUUGGUUGGGGAGUCUGUAACUGGGGGUCCAAGUAUAAGAUAGUGACCAGGGGAUCUAAAAUUUAGGAGGAACUACUUGAAGCAGAGGGUAGUAAGAUUAUGGAACAUGCUGCCUGAAGUGAUGGUUGAAUCAGAUAACGUAGAUACAUUCAAGAGGAAGCUGGACCACCUGAGAGAAAGGACAAUACAAGGAUAUGGGAAGGAGUAAAGGAAAGGUUGGAGACCCAUAUGGUGAUAAAUACUGGCACCAGAUGAUUUGGCUGAGUGGCCUGUUUCUGUAUUGUACAUUCUUUGCAAAUCUUCUCUUAGUAAACAUGCAUUUUUCCAACAGCCUACAUUCAUCUGUAUGACAUUUCCCAUUCCAAAGACUGAAAAAAUGCUAUUUUAGCAGUGUAAAACUGUGUAAAACUGAAUGUGUAUUUUGUUUUCCUUUUGUAGGUGGAACCGAAAAUACUUGAAUAAAUUAGUAUAAUGUAAA